Messenger RNA from Linum trigynum, 3979 nucleotides. The record is from the annotation of a GenBank genome assembly. Lineage: Eukaryota; Viridiplantae; Streptophyta; Magnoliopsida; Malpighiales; Linaceae.
CAUCAUACGAUACCACACAAUAAUUCACCUCAUAUACCAAUAUGCAAAAAGAUUGACCAAUUUUCAGGCAACAAUCCAAUAGUAAACUUGAUGCAUGAUGAUCCGCCAUUUAUAUAUAGAAGCUUCCAUUUAGCCUCAUUAAUUCAUGCCACCAUUCCACGAACUGAAAUUAUUACCACCACUGUAAUUACCAUAAUAACCCCCACCCGAAGAGUAACCCUGAUGAUGAAGAGUACCAUAACCACCGCCAUUCGUCAUCGGUAUUAGUGAUAAAUGAUAUUCUGUUAUUUGCAUUAAUUCUUUUAUUAUUUACCCACAACUUUCUGUUCCUAAGUUUGUGGGUAGUGCCUACGUGCACCUAUUCUUUCUCUUCUAAAUCUGUAUAUUAGUUCUCAGAAUCCAGAAUAAUAAACAACUUGGAUUUUCCUCAAUCAUUCAAAAUCUCCAAACUCUCACAUGGUAUCAGAGCAAGUUACGUUCAACUUGUCGAUCCAGUGCUAAAAUCAGAUUGGUUUACCUCUCUUACGCCGUCAUGUUAGAGUAUGAUAUAAGAUCCAGCAAACCUUUCUCCCAACAACUCGAGUUAUUGGGAGCAACUGGUUCAUGACAUGGUAUCAGAGCCUCGAACCAAAAGGUCAUGUGUUCGAAUCUCCACGACCCCCAAUAUUAACCGUUGUCUUUCAAGCACAUGGUAUGGUGGGCCUGUGCAAACUUCAAGCCCAUGGGUUGGCUUUCGUUUGAGGGGGCGUGUUAGAGUAUGAUAUAAGAUCCAGCAAACCUUUCUCCCAACAACUCGAGUUAUUGGGAGCAACUGGUUCAUGACAAACUUUGCCAAGUAUCAAAAAGCGGUUGAUUUCGGUCGCUAAGCUUUGCCAAACUAAUCCUGUGUCUGUGGAAUUUUUUUCCACCCAUUUUCUUGUGAAGGAUCUUCGCACGGGGGCGCCUCUGCUGAGGGGGGAAAACAACGGUGAUGUCUAUGAGCUACCUCGGGAGGUGGAGAACGUUCGUCUGGCCUUGGUCACCACUCGCACCUCUACCACUUCGUGGCAUGCCCGUCUUGGCCAUCCAUCACAUUCAUCUCUCACCAGUCUCAUUCGGUCAAAUUCUCUUCCUGUUUCGACGUCUCUGGCUAGUUUCCCCUGUGAUGCUUGUCUUUCCAAUAAGAGUCAUAAACUCCCAUUUUCUGUUUCUUCUUUGACCAGCACUCGUCCAUUUGAUCUUUUGUACACGGAUGUUUGGGGUCCUGCUCCAGUUUCUUCCAUUGAUGGAUUUCUUUACUAUUUGAUUAUUGUGGAUCAUUUCACUCGGUAUACGUGGUAUUAUCCUCUGCGAAAGAAAUCUGAUGUUCUACAGGUUUUUCUCGAUUUUCGUAAAAUGGUUGAGAACUAUUUUUCUACCACCAUCCGUCGUCUUUAUACCGAUGGUGGUGGUGAAUUCAUCAAAUUGCGCUCCGAGCUUGUUACUCAUGGGAUAACUCAUCUCCUCACUCCUCCUCAUACCCCCGAACAUAAUGGGCUUGCCGAGAGGAAACACCGUCAUUUGGUUGAAACUGGUAUCACUCUUCUUCACUAUGCUAAACUUCCGACAUCAUUUUGGUCGUUUGCUUUCUCCACUGCCAUUUAUCUCAUUAAUCGUCUUCCUUCGUCCGCCCUCCGUGGUAACAUUCCUUACACCCUUCUUUUUAAUCUCCGUCCCAAUUAUCAUAAGCUUCGCAUUUUUGGUUGCUUGUGUUAUCCUUGGCUUCGACCCUAUUCCUCCCACAAGCUUGAUCCUCGCUCUCGGCCAUGUAUUUUUCUUGGUUAUUGUCCCCAACGAAGUGCCUAUCGCUGCUUUGAUCCUAACACACAACGUCUGUUUGUAUCCCGUCAUGUUGUCUUCGUUGAAUCUCAAUUUCCAGGUUAUUCUACUGCUCCUGCUGAGGCCCAUUCCUCUGACUCUUGGCUCAUGGAUCUUUGCCCCAAUUUCAUUACUGUUCCGGCCCAAGUGCCAUUUGGCCCCUCCCCUGCCGAGGCCCACGAGCCCGUUCCGCCUCCCAGCUCCCCCCUGGCGGUCUCUCCCGCGCGAGCUCCUUCCGAGACUGGGCCCCCGCCUCCGCCAGCGCCCUCCGGGCCCGCUUCCCCUGCUGCGUCCACAUCCUCCGGGCCCGAGCCCUCCGCGGCCCACCAGGAUCCUGCCACGCCGUCUCCUUCUCACAGGCCCCCGCGCCCCUCAGGCCCACCUCCGCCUCCGGCCCGCUCGCACCAGAUGGUCACUAGGGCUCAACAUGGCAUAUUUAGGCCCAAGAAACGCCUUUUUCACACUCACUUGGCUGUUGGGCCCCCUCCCCUUGAGCCGUUGUCUGUCCGUGAGGCUAUGCAAUAUCCAGAGUGGAAUGAUGCACUCUAUUCUGAGCACUCUGCAUUACUGGCGAAUAAUACAUGGGACUUGGUCCCUCGCCUUCCUCAUUACCAUGUGCUUGGUAAUCGCUGGGUUUAUCGUGUCAAGCAUCAUCCGGAUGGCUCCAUUUCCCGGUUCAAGACCCGUCUAGUUGCCAAGGGAUAUCACCAACGUCCCGGUCUUGACUUCACCGACACUUUCAGUCCUGUUGUCAAACCUGUCACCGUCCGCACAGUGUUCACUCUGGCUCUUUCUCAGUCCUGGCCCAUCGCUCAGUUCGAUGUAAACAAUGCUUUUCUUCAGGGACCCUUACAGGAAGAAGUGUACAUGGUUCAGCCGCCGGGUUUUGUCGACCCCUCUCGCCCUGAUCAUGUGUGUCGCCUUCGUCGUGCUAUUUAUGGCCUUCGGCAGGCUCCCCGUGCCUGGUACACUGCAUUGAGUACCUUCCUUGUUGAUUUUGGUUUCACACGGACGCACUCCGAUGCUUCUCUUUUUGUCUACUCCCGGGGGCAGGUUCUUCUCUAUUUCUUGGUAUAUGUUGAUGAUUUAUUGCUCACGGGCAACGACCCUACUACUCUUACUGCCUUCCAGCAGGCUCUCUCUGCCCGUUUUUCACUCAAAGCACUCGGAGAUGUCAAUUAUUUUCUCGGCAUCGAGGUCAUUCCCACCGGCACCGGUUAUAUCCUCUCCCAGCACAAGUACAUGGUUGAUGUUCUUAAUCGCUUCAUGAUGACCGAUGCUACUCCCGUUUCCACACCACUUGCUGCUUCCACUGUUCUCUCUCUUCAUGAUGGUACUCCGCCUACUGAUGCUACUCGGUUUCGGCAGAUUAUUGGCGCUCUCCAGUAUCUGGUUUACACUCGUCCGGACAUUGCCUACUCCGUCAACAAACUAUCACAGUACAUGCACUCUCCGACUGCUUCGCACUGGCAGAGUGUGAAGCGGCUUCUUCGUUAUGUCUCUGGCACCCUCACUUUUGGUCUCUCCAUUCGCCGUUCGCCUGGUCCUUUGUCUCUCACUGCCUUUGCUGAUGCUGACUGGGCCGGUGAUCGUGAUGAUCGGUCGUCUACCUCUGGGUAUCUUAUCUACCUUGGCUCCACUCUUGUUUCUUGGCGCUCCCAGAAGCAACGGACUGUUGCUCGCUCCAGUACCGAGGCUGAGUAUCGUGCCAUAGCUAAUGCCACUGCUGAGCUUGAAUGGGUCCGCAAUCUUCUCUCCGAGCUGCGUCAACCUCUAGCUGCUGCCCCAACUGUCUACUCCGACAAUCUUGGUGCCACCUACUUCAGCUCCAACCCCGUGUUUCACUCCCGUAUGAAGCAUCUUGCGCUUGACUAUCACUUUGUUCGGCAGCUUGUUCAAUCAGGUCGUCUUCAUGUUUCCUACAUUCCCACGACGAAUCAGCUUGCCGAUGCUCUCACGAAGCCUCUGCCGUCUCCUCGCUUUCUUCUCCUCAGAGCCAAGAUCGGAGUCGUUGAUACCUCCUCCGUCUUGCGGGGGCGUAUUAGUGAUAAAUGAUAUUCUGUUAUUUGCAUUAAUUCUUUUAUUAUUUACCCACAACUUUCUGUUCCUAAGUUUGUGGGUAGUGCCUACGUGCACCUAUUCU